This is a messenger RNA of Alternaria novae-zelandiae, 867 nucleotides long. RefSeq lists its product as uncharacterized. The transcript has 4 exons. The record is from RefSeq and is a predicted model, not a curated record. The coding region runs from base 1 to 867 and encodes 288 amino acids. Gene Ontology annotation, molecular function: protein binding. Lineage: Eukaryota; Fungi; Ascomycota; Dothideomycetes; Pleosporales; Pleosporaceae.
AUGGCGGAAGCUGCCCGUAGUGGCUUUCAAGCCGCAUUUAAGAGUCUUCGCAGCUCUGGCGCUUUCUCUGAUCUCACUAUUACUUGCGGAAACGACAGUUACCAACUCCACAAAGCAAUCGUAUAUACACGCGCCCCAAAGCUCGCUCUGGCGAAGCAGAACGAAGAUCAACCACCACACGACAAGCUUACUCUCUCGGCCAAAGACUCUGCUACUUUCAAACUACUAUUACAGUAUAUCUACGAAGGCGAAUACGACCCAGUGCUUCCCGACAACAAAAAGACUUGGCAUAAUGGACCUACACCCGUAGCCGCUCGUCUCGUUGAUGAUGGCGAAGGAAAUCGUUUCUCGUACGGCUUCCCUCACAAAUGCAAGGCUGGAUUUUGUACAGGCUGCAAUAGCAAGUUCCUCUGUCCUCACCAUGUCUGUGGUCCCAAAACCUGCGAUCAGUCGACAAAGUGCACUACUAGUGGUUUUACUUGUCUAGUGUGCAAGCCCUCGCUUCCGAAGGUCACUGGAGGAUCAAAGCAGCUUUUGCAUCACAUCAAGCUAUACACUAUGGCUGAGAAGUACGACGCAAUUGGCCUGCAAGAUCUCAUCAAGGAAAAGUUCAGCCGGGCUUGUCGGAUGUUCUACGAUACACCUGAGUUCGCUCAGGCGGCGCGCGCGGCCUGGAGCUCACCUGAGGCAGAUGGAAUGGGCCUGCGCACUAUGAUCUCUCAGAUGAUCGCGUGUAACAUGGCGAUGAUUGAGAAGCCUGAGAUUGAGGACCUUCUUGCAACGUUUCCUCGUCUGUCUCAUGACGUCCUGAAGCAAAAGAGGGAGAGGGAGAAGAACGGCGAGGGAAAGGAAUGCACUGUCAUGUAG